Molecule: messenger RNA, 6382 nt
Organism: Oncorhynchus keta (chum salmon)
Lineage: Eukaryota; Metazoa; Chordata; Actinopteri; Salmoniformes; Salmonidae
Exons: 15
Coding region: 79-2901 (940 amino acids)
Biological process (GO): heterophilic cell-cell adhesion; homophilic cell-cell adhesion
Cellular component (GO): adherens junction
Source: RefSeq, a predicted model, not a curated record
ACACACACACAUAUUUGAAUACCCUCAUAGGAGGACUUGCUGUAGUCAAAUUGAAUCAUCACUCUCAGUGAUACCACCAUGGGAUGCUCAGGGCUGUUGAUUUUGGGCUUUGUCCUAAAUGUGUCUCACUGCUUGGACAUGCUGGAUAUGGAGGAGGACAUGGAGAUUGAUCGUAACGUCACUGGGAUCCUUGGAGAGGACAUCUUCCUCCGCUGUCAGUACCUGGGACAGAAUGACAUCACAGACGCCUCAUGGAAACGCCCAGACUCUAGAAUGAAGCGAUCGAUGAAGAAAUUAACAGGCUACAAGAACAACAAGGCUUUCAGCAAAGACCCAGACUUCUCCACCCCAGCCUCUCCCACCAAUCUGACUGUGAAGAUGAGGGUGUCUACUCUGGAGGCUCAGGGGGAGUACACAUGCGUGUUUGCCACUGAUGAAGAGGAGAUCACUAACAGCAUGUUUCUCACUGUCCUGGCUCGACCUGAUAUCCACACAGAGGUGACAGAGGACACAGACAACGCUACCCACUACCAGUCAGUCACAUGCUCAGCUACCAAUGGUAAACCUGUGGCUCUGAUUCGCUGGGAGAUCAACGGCAGUCCUCCUACUGACAACUCCUCUGUGGGGAUGAGGAACACCAGUUAUACCAAUGGCACUGCCACUGUGACCAGCAUUCUCCGCUUCCCCACCCACCUACAGGACCAGGACAGGGUGACCUGUGUGGUCCAGCACCCAACCCUGCCUGACCCCACCACACAUGUCACAGUGGGGGUGGAGACCUUCAUGGCUCCCAAUGUGACCAUUGAGACAUACCUGGUUCUAGAGGACGGGGAGGAGUUCUGGGUGGUCAACUGUGGUGCAGCUGGAGGGCGACCCCGAGCUGACAUCACCCUGGUGCUGCUCAAUCGGGAUGCCAGUUCCAUGCUACAGAAGGAGGUUGUCAUGGAUGCAGCAGACACAUUGGUCAGGUCAUACCGCUUCCCAGCUGAGCUUCAUGAAGGGGAAAACAUCACCUGUCUGUUUGACCACCCCAAGUUCCCACACAGAGAGCUACGGACCACCACUUUGCCGGCAUUCUAUCUGUCUGCUGUUCGGCUGCUGAACCCAGGGUUGGCAGACCGCAGCAACAAGAGCCAGGCUGUAGAGUCAGUGGUUCUGGAGGAAGGACAGAGCAAAACCACCAUCGGGCUAAAGGUCGUUGGGGAUGUACCACGUUACAGUAUCGUAUGCACCAAAGAAGAGCAGUCUCUCCCUGAGGGUGUGGAGGUGAUUGGCAGUGCUCUAACCCUGCAGGGUCCUGUGGAGCUCUACCAUGCAGGGCUGUAUGAGUGUGAGGCCUCCUACUACAGCCACAGGGCAUCUGUACUGCUGGACAUUACCGUUAACCCACAAGUCAAGCAGUCUGUGACUGUUCCUCCCAGCAUAAGGAUUGAUGUCCAGGACAGACUGGGUAACAGGUUCAUUGAGUGCCUGGCUGCAGACUCUGUCCCCAUUGCCAAUGUGUCCUGGGUUCUACCUGAGGGUGUGUCUGGGCCCUCCUGGUCCAGUCUCACAUCCCAUAAUGGAACCCACUCUGUCAGCAGUGUGUUAGUCCUGCCUGCCUGCUCAGCCCAGGAGCUCAAUAUGGAGUGUGUGAUAGAUCAUUCUGUGUUUGUGUUGCCAGAGAGAAGACAGAUAACACUCCCUGUGUGUGCUCCUCCUAACAUCACCAUCCAGUCCAGCUCUGAGUGGGAGGAAGAUAUAGCAUACACACUGGUGCAGUGCACUGUGGACAGUGUUGGACCUGCUGCCACUAUCUCCUGGAGUCUUGGAGACAGGGACAGUGACAAUAGUACCAGUCAGCUUAAAGAGGGGCAGGAGCAGGAUCAGGGGCAGCCUGAGCACCAUGCCAAUGGCUCUGUGACAGUCUGUAGUGUGUUGAGGCUCCCCACUUCCAUGUUCUCUGGUCAGAAUGUCACCUGUGUGGUGGAUCAGCUGGGUCUUGAAAGGCCAGAGAGAAGAGGGAUACUGCUGCGUGGAUUGGAGUCCACUGUGAUGCGUGUUUUUGUUGCGAGGCAAAGCAGAUCUCUGUGGCUGGCUGUGUGUGAGUACAGAGGGGACGGGAUCAGAGCACACCUCUCUUGGGUUCUACCUGACAACACCACAGGCCGCAUCUCCUUCCGCUCUGGGUAUGAAGGUGUGAGAGUGCUAACCAACCUCACCUAUGAGUUUCCACUGGCCCUCCACGAGGGACAGGACCUGACUUGCCUCUUUCAAAAUCACCAUGGACUUAAGGAGAGGAGGACAGUCCAUGUCCCUAGAUACUACAUAUCAUCUGUCAGACUACUGAACCAAACCACUCCCCUGGACAAACAUUAUGGAGAUGAGUCCGUCAUACACCGAAUGUCUCUAAAGGAGAAUUUCCAAAACCAGAGGAUCCUGCUCAAAGUGUAUGGCAGUGUACCAACUUACAACCUCACCUGUCACAGAAAUGAUGGCUCAUUGGUCCAGAUGGAUGGCGGAGCUCUGUUGUUCCAAUCAAAGGUCACGGAGCAGGAUGCGGGCCUCUACACCUGCCACGCCUCUUUCUACCACCAUAAGGCCUCAGUCCUCAUUCAAGUGGAGGUCACCAGUGAAGAUAAACAGCUCAUGAUGGUCUUCAUCGUCUGCUUCUCCUCGGCUGCGGCCAUCUCGAUCCUCCUCAUUGUCACUUUGUGUGUUUUCUGCAAAAUAAAUGGAGGAGACCGCCCAGCAUCUAAGAAGCGCGAGUCGCUGGCACCCCUGACCUCUCUGACCCAGGACCUGUGCUCUCCAGAGUUGAGGAAGGGGAAGGCAGCAGUGACAGUACCAGGAGGAGGAGGCCAGGAGUACAACCAGCUGCUCAGCUACUCUAUUGUCAUUGAUGCCAGAUCCACGGUGUAAAUAACAGGGAGCACUACUUGUGCACUGUAUAGGAAAUAGGGUAUCAUUUGAGUCUGGUUGAUUUAGUUUGGUAGGUUAAAAAAAACAUACUCGGUAAAUGCAUUUAAAAAAACUUGACAAGGAUAUCGCAAAAGUCAGAGACUUAUUUCCAUUGUGGUCCCUAAAUUCCAUGGUGCAAAAACAUUACAACAUCACAUACAGUUGAAGUCGGACGUGUACAUACACCUUAGCCAAAUACAUUUAAACUCUGUUUUUCACUUUUCCUGACAUCUAAUCCUAGUACAAAUGCCCUGUCUUAGGUCAGUUAUGAUCACCACUUUAGAAUGUGAAAUGUCAGAAUAAUAGUAGAGAGAAUGAUUUAUUUCAGCUUUUAUUACUUUCAUCACAUUCCCAGUGGGUCAGAAGUUUACAUACACUCAAUAUUAUUUGGUAGCAUUGCCUUUAAAUUGUUUAACUUGGGUCAAAUGUUUCAGGUAGCCUUCCACAAGCACAAUAAGUUGGGUGAAUUUUGGCCCAUUCCUCCUGACAGAGCUGGUGUAACUGAGUCAGGUUUGUAGGCCUCCUUGAUCGCACAGGCUUUUUCAGUUCUGCCAACACGUUUUCUAUAGGAUUGAGGUCAGGGCUUUGUGAUGGCCACUCCAAUACCUUGACUUUGUUGUCAUUAAGUCAUUUUGACAUAACUUUGGAAGUAUGCUUGGGGUUAUUGUCCACUUGGAAGACCCAUUUGCGACCAAGCUUUAGCUGCCUGACUGAUGUCUUAAGAUGUUGCUUCAAUAUAUCCAUGUAAUUAUCCUUCCUCACGCUUUUUUUUAUGGCAGUUUUGGAGUGGUGGCUUCUUCCUUGCUGAGCGGCCUUUCAGGUUAUGUUGAUAUAGGACUCCUUUUACUGUGGAUAUAGAUACUUUUGUACCCGUUUCAUCCAGCAUCUUCACAAGGUCCUUUGCUGUAGUUCUUAGAUUGAUUUGCACUUUUCGCACUUUUCGCACUAAAGUACAUUAAUCUCUAGGAGACAGAAUGCGUCUCCUUCCUGAGCGGUAUGAUGGCUGCGUGGUCCCAUGGUGUUUAUACUUGCGUACUAUUGUUUGUACAGAUGAACGUGGUACCUUCAGGCGUUUGAAAAUUGCUCCCAAGGAUGAACCAGACUUGUGGAGGCCUGCAAUUUUUUUUCUGAGGUCUUGGCUGAUUUCUUUUGAUUUUCCCAUGAUGUCAAGCAAAGAGGCACUGAGUUUGAAGGUAGGCCUUGAAAUACAUCCACAAUUACACCUCCAAUUGAUUAAAAUUAUGUCAAUUAGCCUAUCAGAAGCUUCUAAAGCCAUGACAUAAUUUUCUGGAAUUUUCCAAGAUGUUUAAAGGCACAGUCAACUUAGUGUAUGUAAACUUCUGAUCCACUGGAAUUGUGAUACAGUGAAUUAUAAAUUAAAUAAUCUGUCUGUAAACAAUUGUUGGAAAAAUGACUUGUCAUGCACAAAGUAGAAGUCCUAACCGACUUGCCAAAACUAUAGUUUGUUAACAAGGUAUUUGUGGAGUGGUUGAAAAACUAGAUUUAAUGACUCCAACCUAAGUGUAUAUAAACUUCUGACUUCAACUCUAGAUAAAGAUACAUUACACAGACAUUUUUUAUUUUUCAUUAGCAAGCUUUUGACUGUAGGCAACCACAGGCUUUUGUACUAUAUGUCAGAGAACAUUCAGAUGGGUCUGCUGACUCAGCUAGAGUAUUCUGUGCAUCACUCUUACGUGAUUCAUGCCAGGAUAUUAAAAUGCAUUAUUUUGUGAAUUUUUCAUGAUUUUUUGUUUUGUUUAUUAGUGUAUUAUGUAUGUCAUGCUUUGGUGUUUUCAAUAAUCAUAAUAUGUUGUAAAGAAAUGUAUUGUAAAACUGCUAGAAAUGAUGUUGAGCGUAGCAACUGUUUGUUUUACUGUUUUGGAUUUCUGGUCCCCACAAGUAUUAAACUUUGAAAGGUUGUUCAUUUUGGUUAUCUAAUGUAGUAAAAUCCAAAGCAUUAUCAUUAACGUUACUGUAAAUGUGUAUCUUGUUGUUAAAACUGCCUUGUUUGACAGGUUUAAGACUAAAUUAAUUGACGCGCGCACGCGCACUCUUGUAGAACUAACCUUGUGGGGGCAACACAAUUCAGUCCCAUUCAAAAUCCUAUUUUCCCUAACCUUAACCCCAAAACCUAAACCUAAGCCUAGCUCCUAAACCCUAAAACCCCUAGAAAUAGCAUUUGACCUUGUGGGGACUAACAAAAUGUCCCCAGUUGGUCAAAUGUAUGUUUGUUUAAUAUUGUUGUGGGGAUUUCUGGUCCCCUCAAGUAUAGUUAAACAUGUCCAGACUCACUCACUCACUCAGUUUAAGUUUUUUGCACUAACCCUGAGGGUGUCUGGAAAAUAAGACACUCCUAAUAGAGCUCACGUCAUCACUUGCAGAAGAGCAGUAAUAUUUAUUCUCACCUGAGAGAAUAAAGUAAAUCAGGUUGGAUCAGGAUUUGCAUAAUUUUAAUACAGACUGCAGUUUGCUGUGAUGAGUUUAAUCCAAAUGUGUGAUGUGGCAAGUUUCUUUAUACCAAUCAUAGUAAGAAAUUAGUGUCUUGUUUACCAAUGCUGGGGCAGUCAACUAUAUGUUAUACUACUCUGGUUCUGAAUAAUGCAUUUUAAAUCCUGGUAUAGGGUUAGUCCAUGUUAAAUUAUGUAAAUUAAAGUUAAAAAUAUAUUUCACUUCCAAUGACUUAUUUAGCAUCUCCUAGCGCCCCCUUAUGGAACAUAAGAGAUCCCACAACAUGGACCAUAAAAAUUGACGUAACGUCCCAUGUAACUAUGGGAACGAGACCUACUAAUAUUUUGUCGUAGUCCAAGUUUGAAAAGUUAGGUAGCUAAGUUAGAUAUUUAAUAAAGCUUUUCCCAUCUCUGCAGACUUAUCAGACCUGCUGCAAAGUCUGGAGCAACAUGUUCAGGCUUUGGCCAACACCAACAACCCCUUGGUGUUAGUUUUUAGUGCUGGUUUGGCAGGAGAGCUGGGUUCACAGCCAAACCUUGAACACCCUGCUUUAAGACUCCAAGUAGCUCUUUGGCAGGGUCAGGAGCACCAACGAGCUGAUCCACCCAGGCCCGGGACAGACUACUAGCCCUGAAGGACAGCUUGGGACGCAAGGAUGACAUCAGGGUCGUGAGUGUAGGAGCUCCAUCCCUGGGACCCCUAUGCUACUUCCUCCAGGCAGAGUGGGACGGACUGGUUGAUGUUGAUGUGGUUUCCUACCUGCGCUCUGAGCUCAACCAGCCCAUGUGAAACAGCAAGCGGCAGGAUAGCCUAGUGGUUAGAGCUUUGGACUAGUGACCGGAAGGUUGCAAGUUCAAACCCCCGAGCUGACAAGGUACAAUUCUGUCGUUCUGCCCCUGAACAGGCAGUUAACCCACUGUUCCUAGGCCGUCCUUGAAAAUAAGAAUUUGUUCUUAACUGACUUGCCUAGUUAAAUAAAGAUUUUAAAAAAGCC